This is a messenger RNA of Cicer arietinum (chickpea), 975 nucleotides long. NCBI's taxonomy places the organism in Eukaryota, Viridiplantae, Streptophyta, Magnoliopsida, Fabales, Fabaceae. The record is from RefSeq and is a predicted model, not a curated record.
AUGGUCAGCAACACCAGCCUGAAGAACCCAUGUUUCUUGGAGGUCCUUAUGAUCUUUCUGUCCUUAAAGAUUAUGAGCAUCAUAUUGCAAUUAAUGUGUGGAAUGGAAAGACGUGCCUUGAAAGUUGUUUCAAAUGGCAAAAAGCAAGAUAAAUUCAUUUAUAUCAGAUAUCGAUUACCUGCUCAAAUAGAUCAUUGGAUUACUAUAUCUGGAUUACUUCCUCUGAGAAGAUGUAGUUUGCAUAUGAUUGAUGGUAAUAUGAUAUCUGCUUUUGCUGAGAGAUGGCACGCAGAGACUAGUUCAUUUCACCUGCCAUUCGGUGAAAUGACUAUUACUCUUGACGACUUUAGGGGUCUCUUGAGCAUCCCAUGUUCUGGAGAGUUUUUCACACCUCCCGCAAAUGUCAAUGAAGAUUUGGCAAUUGCUGCUGCUAUUGAUUUGUUGGGAGUUGCAUAUGAUGAAGCUGUCACUGAAACUAGGACCAAUAGAGGUGCUUCGUAUAGUUUUGAGUGGUUGAAAGAGGUAUUUUUCAAGAAACUUCAUGAAGGACGAUAUGACUGUGCAGCGAGGGCAUACAUACUUCAUUUGGUAUGGUGUACCAUUCUAGCUGAUAAAAGCUUUACCCUUGUAUUUGCAAAAUAUCUUUUUUUGUUUCAAGACCUUGAUACUUGUGGUAAAUGGGCAUGGGGACCAGCUGCACUUGUUAUGUUAUAUGACUAUCUUAGAGAUAGUACAUUGCCUGCAACCAAACAGAUUGGAGGAUAUUUAUCUUUAUUUCAAACUUGGAUUUAUGAACAUUUUCCUAAUAUUUGUAAACGGGAUAUGGAUGAGCUUAUCUCCUCGAUGCCACAGAUGUUUCGUUGGACUGCAAAACAAACAUUUGGGAACGUUGCAUAUUACAGGGCAAAGUUGGAUGCUUUGAGGGAUACUGAUAUUAUCUGGACGCUGAAUUACGACGAGAACUCUAUGACAUGA